Molecule: messenger RNA, 1435 nt
Organism: Carassius auratus (goldfish)
Lineage: Eukaryota; Metazoa; Chordata; Actinopteri; Cypriniformes; Cyprinidae
Product: translocating chain-associated membrane protein 2-like
Exons: 11
Coding region: 93-1196 (367 amino acids)
Biological process (GO): SRP-dependent cotranslational protein targeting to membrane, translocation; protein insertion into ER membrane
Cellular component (GO): endoplasmic reticulum membrane
Source: RefSeq, a predicted model, not a curated record
UGCGCAGUGCGCUUUCUGAAGUUUGGAGUGAUUCGUGGAAGUUUUAGAUUUGGAGGAAAAAAAAGCCCUGCUGAAAAUCGCUAACUUGUAAAAUGGCUUUUCGCAGGAGAAACAAGAGUUAUCCUUUCUUCAGCCAAGAGUUUCUCAUUCAGAAUCACGCGGACAUUGUGUUCAGUUUGGUGAUUUUCAUUUUGAUUGGACUGAUGUUUGAGACAACAGCGAAAACAGCCAUUUUAUUUAUCCAGCCUCAGUAUAACAUCAGCACCAUGAUCGCAGAUGAAGAGGUAUCUCUGUAUCUUUAUGGAUGGAAAGACUGUGCCACUGUCAUCUUCUAUCUUUGUAUCACCAUCAUCCUUCAUGCAGUGGUGCAAGAGUAUGUGCUAGAUAAAGUAAACCGCCGUCUUCACUUGUCGAAGAGUAAAAACACAAAGUUUAAUGAAUCUGGGCAGCUGUGUGUGUUUUAUCUUGUGUCCAGUUUAUGGAGUCUGUAUGUCAUCGCCACAGAGGGAUACCUUCUGCAUCCCAGCAGCCUUUGGGAGAAUUAUCCUCACGUUCACUUGAGGUUUCAGGUGAAGUUCUUCUACCUCACACAGCUAGCGUACUGGCUUCACGCACUACCUGAGCUUUACUUCCAGAAAGUGAGAAAGGAGGAAAUCCCGCGUCAGCUGCAGUACAUUAGUCUUUAUCUCUUACACAUUCUGGCUGCAUAUCUGUUAAACUUGACGCGGGUCGGGCUGGUUUUGCUGUUUCUGCAGUAUCUUUCGGAGAUGGGUUUCCAUCUGUCUCGACUCUUUUACUUUAUUGAUGAAAACCACCACAAAAUGUUUGAGAUGUGGUCCAUCGGGUUCGUCCUGACCCGGAUGAUCACUCUGACUCUGAUGUUCCUGGCCGUGGGCUUCGGUUUGGCUCGUUCGGAAAACCAGACUUUUGAUUUGGAGGCAGGAAACUUCAACACCGUUUCUAUAAGGCUGCUGGUGUUGCUCGUGGUGUGUUUCACUCAAUCAUGGCUGCUCUGGAAGUUCUUCCGUUUCCAGCUGAGCCGAACGCGUGAGCUGAGACUGGAGCAGGCGGCCCGGAAGAGAGCGGCCGCUAAACAACAGACGCAGCGCACUCUGAAAGUUGGUCACCAUGAGAAUGGACUGAUUAAAGCAGAGAACGGCACAUCCCCUCGUCUCAAGAAGAUCAAAACGCCCUAAACUUCAGCCUCAUUCCAGCACAUGGCCUCCACACAUCGAGGGCACGGGGACAGGAAACCGCUCAUCUGCUGCUUCCUGUUUCCACAUCAGAGAGAAGUGCAUGUGACGACAGCACCCUCAACAGGCUCUGGUCAACGUACUAAACUUCUCUUUCCAGUUUCAGUAUUCAUGUUAUUUCUUCCGCAUAUGUUUCUGAACUUCACUCAGUCUUUCUUUAUUAAAGCGCUGUUUUGAGUUUA